UUAAACUCGUUGAAGUUAACGAAUCGCGUCGAUUUAAACAACCUCGUAUAGGCAAGGAAUCUAAGAUGGACGACUUUGUAAACAUUUGAGUUGCUAACUGAAAAAAUAUCCGAUAUUAUAAGGCAUGGCGCUGAAAGGACUAGAGAGUGAGGAAUUAGUUCAGAACCUGAGGCAGCUAGUCAUCAGUUUUGAGCCCCAUAUCAGGGAAGCAGGAUCUACUGAACAUGUUGAAGAAACUUUACAUCACCUUGAAGAAAAUGAUGAAAAUUUUCACAGAUAUGAGUUUGUGAAGCAGUUAAAGAAGAAGAUAGAUGAGAUUUUGGGACCACAGAUAGAAGAUGAAAUUGAGAAACAUGGAGGACGAGUGGAUGGCCAGGAAACUCUUGUCAACAAAAUUGCUGAAAGAAUUAUUAAGUCAAAACCGUGUGCAGAUUUAACAAAGAAAUUAAAGUCUAACGUGGUUGAAGCUAUGAAUGAACUGAUUAAGAAUUUUGAUGCCGAGUUUGGUGUAGGAAGUCACAGUGCUGGGCGAUACCCAAAUAAGGAUGAUAGAAUGAGACCGUUUCAUGACUCCGAAGAAACGGAAUCUUCAUUAGACAGCUCUUAUAAUCAUGGCAGUUUAUUUAUGAAUUCAGAAUAUCUUCAACAAGUUUCUGAAAAGAUGAGUAAAACAAAAGAUGUUGCGACACGACGUGAAGCUCUACAGAACAUGAACACUGUCAGAAUUGAUGAUGUAAUCAGCUGUGAUCAUUUCCAAGUCGUCAAGAAACAUAUCCUAGAUGCUCUUCUAGAUUCUGAUGAACAAAUUGUGACAUUAUCUCUGAAAUUUGUGACGAGAGCUUUUAGCACACCAUCUCCACAUACCAAAGACAUUUAUACACUUCUUACUGAGCAUUUGAUUUGUCAUUUUCAUAACCGUAAGAGUAAUAUGCCGAAAAUAAAGAAUGGGUUAGACAUUGCCAGACCUGAAAUACGGAGAAUUCUGACCGCUUUCCGCCUAAUGAAUGAAUUUCAGCAAGAAACAAUUAAUUACUGGAUAAGAUAUCCGGAACAGUAUUUAGAAGAAGUGUUAGUCAGUACCCUAAAUCUGUUGUCUAUACAUCAUGUGGGUACAGUAGGGACAUCCCAGGGUUUGUCUCCCGUACAUUUUGUCGCACUUAUUGAUACAAAAGCUCAGUGGUUUAUCAAGUGGAUUCAUGGGAAUUUCAGCAGAAGCUUCUUGUUAGACUUGUUAGAAAAAUACAGACCUUUUGUAGAGAAUGCUGUCAAACAUUGUUUAGAAUUCUCUGCAGCAAGAAAAGUGCCAUUUGACUUAAUGAGUGAGAUCUCUGAAUGUGUCUCGAAAUCAACAUUUGAGAACAGGAGAUCGUAUUACACAGGGGCCGAGUUAGAAUAUGCAUACUUCAUUCAUUCAGCUUGUGUUAUUGGUAAACUCCUGUGCUUUGCAAAUGCGAGAAAAUUCUUCCCAAUUAAACUGAAGGACUCUGAAGAACCAGUCUCUAUCAAGAAAUUAAUGGUUGCCAUGGUGUUGGUGGUGGUAGAUCCAAGUCCAGUGUUCCACCUACCUAGAGGAAAUACAUCGGAGAUGUUUGACCCGGCCAGACUGGUUACUGACGUUCUGAAAGGUUUAUGUAGCUCGGAGCAGGCGUGUGAGAUUUGUCUGUUUAAAGAUGAGAUAACCAGCACGCUACUAUCUCCUAUCUCACAUUUCCUCGAUGUUGCUUAUUGGGAAGAAGUUGGUUUUGAAGAUGAUGAACAUCAAGCCCCGGGAGAGAAGACGUUACUACACGUGGCCGACAUUCUGUCAAUGAUUGCGUCCAGUACUAAAGGGAGACGACAUCUCAUGUAUGGUGAAAAGAAUGAUAUUUUCUCUCGUACAAAGUCAUCAGCUGCCCAUAUUAUAGCAGAGUUCACAAAGAAGGCGUUGCUACGACAACUUCCUAGAGAGGCGGGGCCAGCUCCAAGCCCUGCUGUGAUUGGUGCAUACCUGUACAUCUGUCGACAGUUGUAUAACACAUGUGAGGGGCUACUUGUUCUGUAUCCAUAUAAUCUACAUACAGUGAUCGCUGAGGCAUGGAGAGAUGCAUCAAAGGAACUUGAGAAUUCUCACACACCUACACCAGAUGAUGACAGCUCCAGUGAUAAUUCUAGUAUAACUAUCAGAGAAUCUUAUGAUGUUGUUGCAUGGGAGGACACAUUACGAGAUAAUCUGCUCAACUUUGCCAGUACUGCCAAAGGUAUUCUACUGUUACAACAGACAGGUGCCCUUAAUGAAUGUAUGUUUUACAUGCAUACAAGAUAUGAGAAGAAAUUACAGGUAAGUAAAUGUGAGAAGUUUGGCUAUGGUUACAUGGUGACACAAGUGGCAACAACUGCACCAGGGAUGGCAGCUCUAAAGAAAACAGGUUAUAUCAAGGCAUUGAUAACAGAGUUGUGGUCAGUUACAGAAUGUGGACCCAUUGAUAUUACACUGUUUACACCAAAAUCCUGGCCAGUUGAUCCCAUUGACAGAACUGUACAUAAGCAUCUAGUGAGGCUGCUCAACAUAUUAUCAGGAUUUCCAGCAGUGUAUGAAGUGUUGGCCAAUAAACCAUUACCUUCAAAACCUUCCUAUAGCUUCCGAGAAAUGCCAGAAUGUCUGCCAGGAUUUUUGGACAGACUUGUGAUAUUGAACAGCCCAGCUAAAUAUCAUUCUCUCUUUAACAUGGAACAAUCUCAUGUGUUUGGACUCAGAGUAUUAAGUGUGAUGAUUUCCUGCCUAGACAGUUUUCUGUUGUUACAGUCUCAGUACAGAAUACAGGAAUACCUCCUGGCUGCCCAGACUGAUAAUCAGAUCAACAAAGAUCAGAAAGAGAUUAUAGUGGACAUGUUGUCGGUGGAGCGUAACAAUAUUUUAGUGAGGACUUACCUGAUUGGUGGACCAUCAGAGAGGGUGUUACCCAGCCGACAUAUUGAUGAUAAUGGGACCCCGUACCCUCACCCUAUGUUCUCAUCUUACCCUAUACCCAGAGAGUACAGCCCAAAUAUUGGAGGACGUUCUGCUCUAAAACAAGGGUUUAUUUACCCCACCCACCAAAAUGUAUCAGACAAAAAAGACAAUGAGCUGACAGAGUUUCUGGAGAAUAAGAAAGGAGAGAAAGGGAAGGCCUGGGUGGAGAAAUGUAGAAACUUACUGUAUAAGUUCUUCACUGGUAAAGGUGACCAGGUCAAGGGCAAUGUUAUACAUAAGAUAUUAGAGAAGACAGUGAAUGUAAUGUGUAGCAUAGCAGAGGAAUCUGUGUUCCCACUGAUGCAGUAUGCAGGCACAGACAGUGCUCUGAAGUCAGUGACUAUAUCUCCACUUCAACAGUUAGGAAUUAAAAUGGCCAUCAGGUACGGCAUACAUCUGAAGGCUGUGCAUACGUCGUCCGACGCUACAGACAGUCUGACGUUCCUGAUACGUCAAGUACACUACUACCUACAGCAACAACAGAAAACACCAGACACUGAUCUCAAUUCUUUAAAGACUGGUUACCCUGGUUUUGACUGGUUUGCUGCUACUGUAUUUCUUAUAUUUAAUGGGAACCACGAGAAAGCCUGGGAUUUCCUGCAGCAAUUUUCUACACUUGGAGCUUCAGGCUACCUUUGGAUUCCAAGACUUCAUGCUUCAGUUCACCUACCAGCCGCCCUCAGUUCUAGUGGUAUUCAUCCUCUAUUCUCCAGCACAGGACACAAUAUUGAGUUUAUCCUACAAAUAGAACUACCCCUAGUCUCAUCGGCCUUCAAAAUGUCUGGCUUUACUCCUGCACAGAUAUCUCAGCACUGGUUAACACAGUGUUUCUGGAACUACCUGGACUGGCCGGACAUCUGUCAUUAUAUUAUAGUAUGUAUGAUAUUUGGUGUGGACUAUCAGGUGUACCUGUGUGUAGCUAUACUGAAACAUUUACAACGGGAAAUAAUGUCACACAUGCAGUCACAUGACCUCAUCAUGUUCCUCAAGGAGGAGCCAGUUCAUCACUUCAAAGUGUCACAGAAUCUCAAGUACAUGAUGGAUCUAGAGAAAAAAUACAGGAAAAUGGUGUUACCUGACAUGUUGAAUAUCACCAGACCAUGAUGCAUAUCAUGUCACAAGACAUUUAUAUUUAAAUAACUGAAAUGUUGAAUAUCACCAGGCAAUGAUGCA
Molecule: messenger RNA, 4162 nt
Organism: Ruditapes philippinarum (Manila clam)
Lineage: Eukaryota; Metazoa; Mollusca; Bivalvia; Venerida; Veneridae
Product: protein broad-minded-like
Exons: 36
Coding region: 125-4093 (1322 amino acids)
Biological process (GO): non-motile cilium assembly
Source: RefSeq, a predicted model, not a curated record